Messenger RNA from Hypoxylon fragiforme, 828 nucleotides. RefSeq lists its product as uncharacterized. Bases 241 to 558 code for a protein of 105 amino acids. The record is from RefSeq and is a predicted model, not a curated record. The transcript has a single exon. Lineage: Eukaryota; Fungi; Ascomycota; Sordariomycetes; Xylariales; Hypoxylaceae.
GGGUGAUCACUUGAAGCUAUCUGAAGUGUUAACGCCCGGACAAUGCGUACUGGGGUAUGCCUAGGUACAUUAGCAAUUCGGUCAUAAGGGUUACCUAUAAGAGCAAGCCUAUGCUCCUACAUUCCCCGUCGAAGUUGAUUUCCUAACCCCUUUUCGUAACUGCAUGAUUCAGCCGUCUUCAGGGCUAGUAAUAAUACCUAAAGUUGUGUGGUGCUUCUUCUCCUAAAUAUACGCUACAAGAUGAUACCAGUUCUAAUUGGCGCUACCCGGAGCUUGGGUGAGCCCUGUGCUGAAGUAUCUGCAUCGUGGGCUGCGCAAGCCACUGCAAUCUUCACUCGCGACCACAGAGCUCAAGUACCAGCGCAACUUGCAUUCGACUGUCUUAUAUCGGUGCCUGUUGAUGUCGAGGGCAAUCUAAAAGAGAUCGAAGAACUUCGGCAUUUCCUGCAAUUUCAGUCCACACUAAGCUACCUGAAGGACGGUCGAUACCGCAAUACUCAAGUUGGAAAACACAACGAGCCGUUGGACAUACUGUUGCAGGUGCCUCGGGCACCAUAGGCUCUACUAGAGCCAUAUGGCCCAUAUGGCCAUAUGUUGGCACUCCGCCAUUGUAGUUAGGAAUAAAGCAAGCUUUCUUCCUUUCCUCUUCUUCCUGGUUGCAGCAAUAGCUGCAACAGAGAUCUAUCACGAAUGCUAUUUUCAGAUGUCAAGGUUUCCAAUAGCACAGACUUCUAGACCGUGCAGGCGUCAUUUAUAGGUAUGCAAGUAGCCGUCUAACCUGCCUAGGUACACAUAGAUGGUAGUCGGCUGGCUGUAGACUUACUAAUG